Messenger RNA from Aspergillus fumigatus Af293, 765 nucleotides. The record is from RefSeq and is a predicted model, not a curated record. Lineage: Eukaryota; Fungi; Ascomycota; Eurotiomycetes; Eurotiales; Aspergillaceae.
AUGUCUGAUAAACGUUCAACAUUAUCGAAGUUGAAGAAAUCGUUCAGAAUUCCAAUCCGAUUGAGACGUAACCGCCAUGAAGAGGCCAUUGAUGCUCUGGAGGGGCCUUUGCCUCCCUUCCUGCAGGCGCCGCCUCCGCGGGCAGAUGUGCAGGUGUUACAGAAAGAGUGGCAAUUCAAGGAGCGCCGUACUGACUUGAUCGAACACCUUGACAGCCUUUAUGAGAAGGCCUAUGAGUUCGACAAACCGUUGGUUGAUCCCACCGCUUACAACAAGUUGAAGAUCCGCUGUGAAACUUUGGAUCUUGGCGAUGACGGGGAGUGCGAGAACGGAAUUGACGUUCCGAACUUCUUUGUCCCCUUUCCUCUCGAGACCCUCAUGGAGCAUCGAAUUGUGACGCCAGAUGAGGAAACCAAAAGGGACUAUGAGGCCCAUGAAGACAUAUUUGAUCGUACGAAGAAUGGCUUCGAGUCGCGAGCACCGUACUUCCGUCUUAUCUGGCAUUUUGAGUGCUUUCGCAGAAGCGGAAUCCCUGAUGGCCCAGGACGGUUGAUCGACAUCACAGUGUGGAGAAAACAGCUGUACGACUUCUCUACGCCUGAGACAUUGAGCUCCUCGACGACUCUCUUCAUGCAGUGGAUGGCUAGCAAGACAGGAGGCAACACUAGUGGCUUUCCUCUGGAGGACUUUGAGCCAUUUGAGGAGGAUGAUGAUACCGAACUAUUUGGCAAGAAGGAGAUUGAAAAGAUCUCUGAUGCGCCUUGA